This is a messenger RNA of Camellia sinensis, 1857 nucleotides long. The record is from RefSeq and is a predicted model, not a curated record. NCBI's taxonomy places the organism in Eukaryota, Viridiplantae, Streptophyta, Magnoliopsida, Ericales, Theaceae.
AUGACCAGCUUUUUUCUUUGUUUGCCCUUGCACCCUGCAUUGCCCUGGCUACUGGUAUUCCUCCUGGGGGUCAGUAAUGCUUUUGAAGGACCUGAAGAAUACAAGACAUACAUCAUCCACAUGGACCGUUCACAGAAACCAGCAACUUUCUUAAGCCAUGAGUCAUGGCACAAGUUUACUCUAAAAUCGUUAUCUUCAUUUCCCGCUGACCAUGAAGAUAAGUUACUCUAUUCAUAUGACCAUGUCAUGCAUGGUUUCAGUGCCAGGCUCACACCCUCUCAACUAUCUGAACUCGAAAAGUCCCCAGCUCACCGUGCAACAUAUGAGGAGUCCUUUGGUAAGCUCUUCACAACCCACACCACCAAGUUCCUUGGCCUAAAAAGUAGAACUGGCAUAUGGCCUGCUUCUUCUUUUGGCAAAGAUGUUAUCGUAGGAAUAAUAGACACUGGAAUUUGGCCAGAAAGCGAGAGCUUUCAAGACAAAGGGAUGUCACCAGUGCCAGAGAGAUGGAAGGGCAAGUGUGAAAAUGGCACAGAUUUUGGCCCUUCAGCCUGCAACAGGAAGCUCAUUGGUGCUCAGUCUUUUAGCAAAGGACUCCAUGCUUCAGGCAAAAAAAUUUCCAAGGAAGAUGACUUCAAAUCAGCAAGAGACUACACUGGUCAUGGAACCCACACCUCGUCCACAGCAGCGGGUACCCAUGUACUUGGUACUAGUCACUUUGGGUACGCUAAAGGCACAGCCAGAGGGAUAGCACCAAAUGCACGUAUCGCUAUGUACAAGGUCCUCUGGUCAACAAGCACAGAGGAGACUGCAGCUACUGAUGUGCUCGCCGGCAUGGAUCGAGCUAUUGCUGAUGGGGUGGACAUCAUGUCUUUGUCUCUGGGAUUUACACAGACAUCUUAUUUCAAGGAUGUCAUAGCUAUGGCAUCUCUUUCAGCAAUAGAGAAAGGAAUUGUUGUUAUCUGUGCGGCUGGAAAUGAUGGAGGUCCAAACACAACAUACAAUGGAGCACCUUGGAUCACGACGGUAGGUGCUGGCACUGUUGACCGAAGUUUUGCAGGAAAAAUGCACCUUGGAAAUGGAGCAACUGUGGAAGGAACAUCAUAUUUCCCAGAAAGCAUAUAUAUUACUGACACACCUUUGUAUUAUGGGGAACGUAAUCGAAGCAAAGCAACAUGCAACCUUUAUGCUUUGGAUCCAAAAGAGGUUGACAGUAAGGUAGUCCUAUAUAAUAGCGGCAACAUUAGUGUCAUUAAACAAAUGAUAGAAGUUUUUAGGGCAGGUGGAUAUGCAGGCAUCUUCAUGGCGGACCAUGUGGCUUUAGGUCCAGACGAGUACUUCAUUCCUAGCCUGGUUUUAAAGACUAGUUCCGGGACUUCAGUCAGAGAGUAUGCAACCAAGGCAAAAAAAGCGAUGGUGAAGAGCAUGAGGUUCAUGAUGACAAGCUUGGGCACAAAACCAGCUCCUCUGGUUGCCCGUUUUUCUUCUAGAGGACCUGACCCAAUUAGCCCAGGUGUUCUAAAACCAGAUAUUCUCGCUCCUGGCGCAGAUAUUCUGGCAGCAGUUGCACCCAAUAAACCUGUCGGUACAAUAGGUAACUACGAUUUGGUCACAGAUUAUGCACUCUACUCAGGAACAUCAAUGGCAGCACCCCAUGUUGCAGGAGUUGCAGCAUUACUGAAGGCUGUCCACCAAGAUUGGAGCCCGGCAGCCAUAAGAUCAGCCAUCAUGACCACCGCAAAUAUAGUUGACAAUACAGGCACAACCUUCAAAGACCAAUGGACUGGACUCCAUGCCACACCUCUAGCUUCGGGGCAGGCCACAUCAAUCCCAAUAAAGCCAUGGAUCCAGGCCUGA